AUGGGACCGACACAGAAGAGGGGCAGCAUCCACCUUGCGAAGCAAUGGCAAGCCCCCCAGAAGGACAGGCCUGAUCAGCAACCUCAAGAACCAAUUACACGUCUGCGGUCGAGUCCAGAAGUCGAUGAUUACAUCGAAGGCUUCGCCCGUGAGAUACUGCAUCCUUCAGCACGGGACACUGGAUUCCAGGCGCUUCCAUUGCCUCCGAUGCCACCACAGGCACCUCGUUUUGAGGAAGCACAGACCAGCGAGUGCCGGGUUGGUCAGGCUGGGGAGGACGUCUCGGAGUCUGUCAGCACUGAGCCCCGGCGCAGUGAGGGUCGAUUCUACACCUCGAAGCCCCUAACCAGGAGUCUGACAGCACCAAGGGAGCUGGAGCAACCAUCAGAGGUCCAGCAGCUCUGCCGACAUCUGAGCUUGGAGCAAAAGUUGGCCCUGGCCCAGCGCAAUCAGCAACUGCGCUGGGAGCUGGGGCUCUUGAGGCAUCAAGGCCUGGCCAUGCGGCGACACUACCAGAUGGCGCGCAGAGAUUCGAAAGAGAAGGCGGAGGAGUUGCAGCGAGUGCAAGUCGAGUUGGAGACCAGCAAGCAAGAAUCCGAGCAAAUGGCGGAAACUCAUGCUCAGCUGUCAUCUGACCUGCAAGAUCGAGAUGCAAGGCUGGCAGAGCUCGAGAUGGAAAACGACUCUUCGAAGGCAGCGGAAGUGGCGGCCCAAAGCCUGGCGGCCAAGCUCCGACGAGAAAUUGCUGUGGCGAAGGAAGCCGGCGACUUCCAGCAGAAAGUCUCGCAGGAGCUUCGACAGCAACUCUCGGAGAGGGAAGAUGCCAUUGAGAAGCUGGAGCAGCUUCAUGAGCAAUACCUGCAGCGGAUCGAUGCCGCAGAGUGCUUGGCAGAAAAGAAGAAAGCCGACUAUGAAAUGCAGCAGGAGCAACUCCAGGGCGACUUUAAAGAAUCCCAGCAAGCCCGGCGCUUGCUUGAGCAACAGGUGGUUGAGCUACAGCAGCAGCUUGCACACCUCUGGGCCACUUGGGACACAAGUCUGGCAGGGGCCAGAGAGAAGCUGGCACUCACAACGGCGGAGCACGCUGAGAAGUUUGGGCGCGUGGCAGCAGAACAAGCUGAGAAGCUCGGGCAGGCAGCAGCAGAGCAUGCCGAAAAGCUCGGGCGCUCAGCCGCAGAGCAAGCCGAAAAGCUUGGGCGCGCCGCUACAGAGCAGGCAGAAAAGUUCGGGUUUGUUGCGGUCGAGCAGGGCGAGAAGCUCGGACGUGCUCUGGCAGAGAACGCGGGCCUUCAGUCUCGGCUGCAGGCUGCUGAGCGCCGCGUCAGCGAAGCGAUGCAGGAGCUACACGCGACAGGGAUGAGGGCCAAAGCAGCUGAAGAAAGCCAUGCCAAAGUGCAGUCUGAGCUCCUUGAGGUUCGACUUGUUGCCAGCAAUCAGUUGGAGGCAGUGCGGCGCCAAGCAGAGGCUGAAUGCCGACGACUCACACGCCAGAUGCAAACUUGGAAAGCGAGGGCUCAACAGGAGCAGGAUCGUGCAGACCAGGUUCUUCGAACGGAAGAGUCGUUCAAAUGGCAGCAACAGGCUGCUUUUGACUUGGAACGUUCAGAGUUAGAGUGCCAGGUUCAACGGCUGCGACGCGAAGUGUCGUUGAUCCGUUCCAGGGUCCGUGAUGGAGUACAGGCAAUUGUCUCGUCCGAAUUAAUGGCAACGGCCCACUAG
Molecule: messenger RNA, 1719 nt
Organism: Symbiodinium sp. CCMP2592
Lineage: Eukaryota; Dinophyceae; Suessiales; Symbiodiniaceae
Source: the annotation of a GenBank genome assembly